Molecule: messenger RNA, 411 nt
Organism: Zygosaccharomyces rouxii
Lineage: Eukaryota; Fungi; Ascomycota; Saccharomycetes; Saccharomycetales; Saccharomycetaceae
Product: 60S ribosomal protein uL14
Exons: 1
Coding region: 1-411 (136 amino acids)
Biological process (GO): translation
Cellular component (GO): cytosolic large ribosomal subunit; ribosome
Molecular function (GO): large ribosomal subunit rRNA binding; structural constituent of ribosome
Source: RefSeq, a predicted model, not a curated record
AUGUCCAGCGGUGCUCAAGGUACAAAGUUCAGAAUCUCUCUAGGUUUGCCAGUCGGCGCCGUCUUGAACUGUGCUGACAACACUGGUGCUAGAAACCUUUAUGUUGUGGCUGUUAAAGGUUCUGGUACCCGUUUGAACAGAUUGCCAGCUGCCUCCCUAGGUGACAUGGUUAUGGCAACCGUUAAGAAAGGUAAGCCAGAAUUGAGAAAGAAAAUUAUGCCAGCUAUUGUGGUCCGUCAAGCUAAGCCAUGGAGAAGAAAGGACGGUGUCUUCUUGUACUUCGAAGACAAUGCCGGUGUUAUCGCCAAUCCAAAGGGUGAAAUGAAAGGUUCUGCUAUUACUGGUCCUGUUGGUAAAGAAUGUGCUGAUUUGUGGCCUCGUGUGGCUUCCAACUCAGGUGUUGUUGUUUAA